Molecule: messenger RNA, 1110 nt
Organism: Phytophthora nicotianae INRA-310
Lineage: Eukaryota; Oomycota; Peronosporomycetes; Peronosporales; Peronosporaceae
Exons: 4
Coding region: 1-1110 (369 amino acids)
Source: RefSeq, a predicted model, not a curated record
AUGGAGGCAACGACCGCAGGCCGCUGCACGGCAAAUGAGGGUGGCCCUAGAUACGUGGAAAGCUUGCCGAGCGAGCACUCCGACCCUUCGUCUACCUUUUGCAGCGAUGAGGAGUGGGUCGUCUCGACCGAUGAGUCGUCGAGCACAUCCAGCACAGUGCAUACGGAUUCGAUUGACUGCACGCAGCAAACUACGGAAGCGCCACCCCUUCAGAGAACUCAAUUUGAAUCUUGGGAUGACCUGGAGGACUAUCUGCAAAAGUACUCGAAGGACACGUAUCAGACACUGAUACAUUGUUGUUAUCGUGUCGAAUAUUGUUUUAGAGUGCGGACAAACAACAAAGUUGGGGUGCGGAACAAGAAAAUUCGAGCUGCCUCCAGUUCGACGCAGCCGGUUCUGCCGGACAAGUGGAUUUACUACGGUAAGACAUUCGUUUGUACACAUGAUGGCAAGUACAAGUCGAGAGGACAGGGGAAAAGGAAGCGCCAACAGUCCAGGGCAAUCGAGUGCGAUGUCCAGAUCAACGCUUGCGUGCAAGUUGUUGACGCAGCGGCUCCUACGUUUGCGCUGCGGAUUACGUCGGCGCGCUUGAAGCAUAAUCACCCCCUCAACAAACACAUAUUUGAACAGUACCCACAGGUCCGAACAGCUCUGGGGCCAGAGGUUGUCGGGACGGUGAGUGAGCUGUUGAAGGCUGGUGCCAAGAAGAAGCAGAUAUUACAGUAUAUUUACGAGAAGUCCAGCUGCGCCCCAACCACCCAAGAUGUUCAUAACCUUGUAAGGAAACUCAAGUACCAGAAUAAUGCUGCAUCGACGAGUGCUAAACGGUUAAAGCACUGGAUGCACGAAUUUACGCAGGAGCCAGGAAAUGUUGGUCGAAUCUUCGUGGACUCAGUUCACAAAAAGACUAUUGCGACGUGUAUCACUAUGCAGACGGCACAUAUGCGGGAGCUCUUUGACAGAUUUCCGGAGGUACUCAUGAUCGACGCAACCCACGGGACAAAUGCAUCAAAGUACAAGGUGUUCUCUAUUAUGGCUCAUGAUGCUUUUGGCAAGGCCAAUUUGUUCAACACGCAGUCGUCCAAAACGAACGGGCUGCUACUCUGCUGA